This is a messenger RNA of Haplochromis burtoni (Burton's mouthbrooder), 4278 nucleotides long. RefSeq names its product elastin a (gene elna). Lineage: Eukaryota; Metazoa; Chordata; Actinopteri; Cichliformes; Cichlidae. The record is from RefSeq and is a predicted model, not a curated record. The coding region runs from base 233 to 2905 and encodes 890 amino acids. Gene Ontology annotation, molecular function: extracellular matrix structural constituent. The transcript has 46 exons.
GGAGUGACCAGAAUAAAAACAGCAACACCAGACAUAGACGAGGAAAUAAAGCAAAGUGAUCCACUGAACCAGAGUGUUUGCCCUCUCAUAAUUACGUUGAGCUUUUCCCUUUUUUCACCCUCCCCCUGCUUCUUUUUUUUCAUCACUCUUUGAGACUUCGGGGCUAGUGGUAAUUAGCCAGAAGAGAAUAAAACCAGCUGAUCGGGAGAGGGGUGGUGCAUUUUGGAGCGAGAUGGCUAACAGAAACAUUCUGUUGCUCUUCUGUGGACUCUUCCUCUUAGCACUGAUUCAACCCUCUCUUCAAGGAGGUGUGUAUCUACCACCUGGUGCUGGGUUAGGACCAGGAGGCGGUGGAACAGGAACUGGAUUCUUUCCAGGGGCUGCUGGAGGGUUCCCUGCGGGCUAUAAACCAGCUAAAGCUGCAGGAGGUUAUGCAGGAGGAGGUGGAGGCCGAGGCCUAUUCGUGCCAGGGGCAGGUGGCCAGGUCAUUGCAGGAUUGCCAGCAGGACAAGGUGGAAAGGCCCCUAAACCAGGAUAUGGAAAUCUAGGAGGUGGCGGCCUGGGGCCUGGAGGCUAUGGAGGAGGUGGCUACGGGGGCUACUAUCCGGGAGCUGGAUCAAAGGCUGCUAAAAGCGGGGUUGGAGGAGGAGGAGGUCCUGGAGUCACUGGAACUGGACCUGGACUGCCUGGUGGAGCACCUGUUAUUCCUCAGACCGGCCUUCCUGGAGGUGGUGGCGCAGGAAAAAAAGCUGCCAAAGUGCCAGGUGUGGGUGUACCUGGCCUUUAUCAAGGCGGACUGGUGCCUGGACAAGGGUUUGGUGGACGUGGAGUUCUGCCUGGAGUGCCCACUGGGUCUCAACUCAAUCCCAAAUCAAUUGCAGGAGGAGUAGGAGGAGGACAGCAAGGUGUCCGUGGGUAUGGGGGACCAAUGCAGCCAGGAGUGUUCCAUGGAUACCCCCUCAAAUCACCCAAAGUGCAAGGUGCCUAUGGAGCAAAAACUGCAGGUGGAAAACUUACGUAUGGUUAUGGCGGCUUUAAUGUUGCACCUGGACUGCCAGGAGUGCAAGGUGGCCCUGGGUCAAAGCCAGGAUAUCCUGUUGGAACUGGAGUGGGACUUGGGGUCAUUUCACCUGGUCAGGGUGGUACUGGAGGCUUUGGAGCUGGUGGUGGUGGCUUUGGUGGCACUGGUGGGCUGUAUCCAGGCCAGGUGUCAGGAGGGUAUGGAGCUGCUAAGGCUGCCAAAUAUGGAGUUCCAGGAGGUGUACCUGGGGGAGUACCAGGAGGUGUACCUGGGGGAGUACCAGGAGGUGCACCGAUUGGAAGAAUUCCAGCGGUUGGUGGAUAUUCACCAGCAGCAAAAGCUGCUAAAUAUGGUAUGCUUUGUGGCACAGGAGUACAAAUAGGCACAGGAGGACAACUAGGAACAGGGCAACUAGGCACAGGGGGAGGAUAUUAUCCUGCAAGCAAAGCUGCCAAAUACGGGGGACAACUUGGAACGGGACAACUUGGAACAGGGCAACUAGGAACAGGAGGAGGAUAUAAUCCUGCAAGCAAAGCUGCUAAAUACGGAGGGCAACUUGGAACAGGAGGGCAACUAGGAACAGGCCAACUAGGAACAGGCCAACUAGGAACAGGACAACUAGGAACAGGACAACUAGGAACAGGAGGGCAACUUGGAACAGGAGGGCAACUUGGAACAGGAGGGCAACUUGGAACAGGAGGAGCAUAUUAUGCUGCAAGCAAAGCUGCCAAAUACGGUCAAGGUGGUGGAGGGUUUAUUCCAGGUGUUCGUGGAGGUGGUGGAGGAGGAGGAGGAGGAGGAUUUUUACCAGGAUAUGGAUCUUUGGCAGCCAAACCUCCUAAAUAUGGAGUGCCAGGAGCAGGCCUAGGAGGAGGGGUUGUCCCAGGAGGAGGAGGGGUUUUCCCAGGGGGAACAGGACAGGUAGUCCCUGGUGGUGGAUUGGGUGGUUUUGGAGGUGGUGCUGGAGUCAAACCACCAAAGUAUGGAGUUCCUGGAGGAGCCGGAACAGGGCUAGGACCUGGAGGAGUUCCUAUUGGAGGAUCAGGAGUUGCAGGUGGACCGUACUCCCCCGCCGCAAAAGCUGCUAAAUACGGAGUUGGAACUGGAGGUCUACCUGGAGGAUUUCCAGUUGGAGCAAAAGCACCAAAAUACGUAGUUCCAGGAGUGACUCCAUACACACCUGUCAGUUUUCCAAAUGGCUCUGUUGUACCUGGUCAAUUAGUUCCUGGAAAACCAGCAAAGGAUGUCAGUGGAACUCCUCAGCCAGGUGUUUCUGGUGGAAUUGUUCAGCCUAGUGCUGGCACAGGUGUUGUUGGAACAGGAGUUGACGCUCCCACUGGUGUUGACACUUCACGCCAAGUUCAACCUGGUCCUGGUGUUGGAACAGUUGGAAAAGCACCCAAACCAUUUAUACCAGGUACUGGCUAUCCUUAUGGAGCACCUUAUGGAGUACCUUUAGGCACUGGACCCGGAACUGGACCCGGAACUGGGCCUGGAACUGGAACACUGCCUGGAGCAAAGCCUCUGAAACCUCCAGCUGUGGGUGGUGUUGGAGAGAGACCAGGAAUCCCACUGGCUGCAGGAGGUUAUCAAGGUGGAGUUGCGUAUCCUGGAGCUGCAGCUAAAGCGCCGAAACCAGGCUACGGCAAUAUUGGAGGUGGUGGCGGAUACCAACAAGGUGUAGUUCCUGGUUACAGAGGAGGAUACCCCCAGCAGUACUACCAAGGAUAUGUGCCAGCCCCGCUGACUCCUCAACAAGCCAAAGCAGCAAAGUACGGUGCUCUGCAGGGCUUCCUUGGUGGCGCAGGUGGAGGAGGAGGCGGAGGAUUCUAUAGAGGUGGCGUUGCAGGAUGCCAGGGCAAAUACUGUGGGAGGAGGAAGUAGAGGAUCUCUCGAGAUCCAGUGACCUCAAGAAACCAUGGUGCUACUGCAUGAUCGAGAAUGUACAUUUUAUGUGCAAAGCCCCAUUAGACAACCUGUAAAGAUGUUUGUUUUUACUUACUUGACUUCAGUGUCUGUUUUUACACAAACCCACCGACCCAGAAUUUUGUACAUGUGACGUAUGUUAUUGACAGUGCCUUUUAAUCAUUAACGUGUUCAAGUUAACCAAGUUAAUUCUGUACCGCACCGGCCCACCAUGUGUCGCUGCGUCCGUGCACACAUGCCUGCACGUGUGUGUAUCGUUUGUUUGAAACUCUGUCUGUACCAUCGGCUGUCAAUGUCACCCACAAGUGAUUUCCCUUUCUGCUUUAAUCCUAAACUAAAUCAAGGUGAUCCGUCUCACUGGGCAGCACAGGGCUCGUCUGCUCCUCUCCGACCUGUCACAGGGGUGGGGUUGGUCAUAGCAAGGCCGAAAUCUGAUGAUAUUCAUCCAAUGUCAGUGCGGUUCCUGGCUCCCCAUUUUCUCUGCUGCCAUUUUUAGGCCUGCUGGGUAUAAAGCGGUGGUAACUGGGGCUCCAGCCAACCCAUCUGCUCUCACCAACUUUUCUGAUUCUUGUUGCUGUGCAUGCAGUUCAGUGUUCUCAGCUUUUUUGUGUUAAAUGUUGCCAAACACUUUCUGCUGAAGACAGUCAAAAAGCAGUGGGUUUAAAUAUCAAUCAGACACUGCUUUGGUAUGUACGCGACGUGUAUGUGCGUGUGUGUUUCAUUAUGUGUCGUGUUUAAGUCUGCUUCAAAUGUUUAGUCUCAUUUACAUUUAUGUAACUGGUCAUUAUUCAAGAUUUGCGGCACCAUGAUUUGACUCAUAGCUUUUUUGUUAUCAGGAAUGUGUGAGCAUUAAAAAAAACAAUCCUUUGCUUUUGCAUUUAUUCACUGUUAUUAACUGUAAUACAGAUUAAUACUUUGUUUUAAUGGGAAUGCCGCUGUGUUUAUGUGAGGCACAAAAUCCCUGUUCUUUAUUUACUUGAGCUGCUUUAAAAAAAACAAAACCAAAGGCUUUACUGACCAAAGGUUCAUGAGCGCUGUUGCCAAGUGACCCCCAUCUCUUCCCGUAACUGUGUACUGUAUUUUGUACUAAUUUGAUGGCUUCAGUUCCUUCACUCGGUGCUGUGUAAGAACUGUCUUUGAGCCUCGCUGGGUCAGACCUUGUCUUAUGUGGCGUGGGAUACUCUUCAUCUUUAUUUAAAACUGUUUUUAUAAGGAGGAACAGUGUGGUUUUGCACUUUUUAUGUUUCCACGGCACACAUGUGACUUGUUCCCGGACAUCCCGGCAUUUUAUUUGCUUUAACAAAUAACAAAAAUAAAAUGUGUUUAAAGAA